Molecule: messenger RNA, 3340 nt
Organism: Clarias gariepinus (North African catfish)
Lineage: Eukaryota; Metazoa; Chordata; Actinopteri; Siluriformes; Clariidae
Product: dipeptidyl aminopeptidase-like protein 6
Exons: 26
Coding region: 1-2445 (814 amino acids)
Biological process (GO): proteolysis
Molecular function (GO): serine-type peptidase activity; dipeptidyl-peptidase activity
Source: RefSeq, a predicted model, not a curated record
AUGUUUUUCGAGCACUCCUCUUCGGCGACCGUGCCUAUUUCAAAAUGCCAGCGGCAUCGGCGCCGGUCUACGGCAGAAACGGUCAAAAGGCUCUUUAGGGAGCUGGUGGGCAGUAACCCGCCACAGAGGAACUGGAAGGGAAUACUGAUCGCUCUGCUGGUCAUCCUGGUCAUCUGCUCACUGAUCGUCACUUCUGUUAUACUUUUGACACCAGGGGAGGCCGACAGCCUGGCGUUGAAGGGCAAACUGACGGUGGAAGAUGUCUUUGGCAAGAACUUCAGAGUUCACGAUCCCAACGCUAAAUGGAUCAGCGGUACGGAGCUCCUGUAUCGCACUCGUGAAGGUGAUGUGGUAAAGUUCAACAUAGAGUCGAAUGAAAGUACAGUGUUGGUGCCCAACAGGAAGUUUGAAAUGUAUAAGGCCAGUGACUACGAGCUUUCUCCAGACAUGAAGCAUGUGCUGCUUGCUUACAACGUGCAGCCAAUUUAUCAGUACUCAUUUACUGCAUACUACAUUAUUUGUAGUUUGGAGUCCCCAGAAACGUGGAUACUGAAUCCUCCAGAAGUCAGAAAUGCUCCUCUUCAGUAUGCAGGAUGGGGACCACGUGGCCAGCAGCUGAUUUUCAUUUUUGAGAAUAACAUCUACUACCGGGCCACUGUCGAGAGCCGGAUCAUCCGCUUGGUUUCAACUGGGAAGGAAGGUGUGAUAUUCAAUGGUCUCAGUGAUUGGCUAUAUGAAGAGGAGGUGUUUCAGUCCCACGUGGCACACUGGUGGUCUCCUGAUGGGGCUCGCCUCGCGUACGCCACCAUCAACAACACGCUGGUGCCUAAGAUGGAGUUGCCCAUGUUCACUGGGUCUCCAUACCCAACAGGACGAGAGUACCACUACCCCAAGGCAGGAGAGGAGAACCCAGUGAUCUCGCUGUAUGUGGUGAACCUAAAUGGCCCUCUGCAUACCAUCCAGAUGAGGAGACCAGAUGACCACAGGAUUGGAGAAUAUUAUAUUACCAUGGUGAAGUGGGCUACAAGCACAAAGCUGGCAGUGAACUGGUUGAACCGAGCACAGAACAUUUCCAUCCUGACUCUGUGUGAAGCCACUACAGGAGUCUGUACCAAGAAACAUGAAGACGAGAGUGAGAGCUGGCUUCACAGACAGAAUGAAGCGCCGUUAUUCUCUAAAGACGGGCUAAAGCUCUUCUUCACGCGUGCUAUUCCUCAGGGAGGACGAGGGAAAUUUUUUCACAUCUCUAUGGCUGUAUCACAGCCCAACAGUAGCUCAGACACUCUGCAAACCAUCACAUCAGGAGACUGGGACGUCACUCACAUUCUUGCCUACAAUGAGGACAGGCAGCUAAUAUACUUCCUGAGCACAGAGGAUAAUCCUAAACGACGCCACCUGUACAGCGCUGACACGGUCGGACCUUUCAACCGCCGCUGUCUCUCCUGUGACUUCACUGAUAGCUGCGGUUAUGUGAGCGGCUCCUUCAGCCACACCAUGGACUUUUUCCUGCUCACCUGUAAAGGGCCUGGAGUCCCGUUUGUGUCCGUCUACAGCACCCAAGACCGACAGAAGCUGUUGGACAUUGAGCUGAACCACAACCUCCAGCAGGCCGUGGACUCCAUGCAGAUGCCUAAAGUAGAAUAUCGAGAGAUAGAUGUUGAGGAUUACGUUUUGACAAUGCAGAUCCUGAAACCUGCCAGCUUUGUGGAUACAGCACACUACCCUCUACUGCUGCUUGUGGAUGGCACUCCAGGAAGUCAGUCCGUGUCUGAGCAGUUUCAGAUGGACUGGGCCAGCGUGCUGGUCAGCAGCUUUGGUGUGAUUGUAAUGCGGUGUGAUGGGCGUGGCAGUGGGUUUCAGGGCACAAACCUUCUCUACACCGUGCAUCGCAGACUGGGCAGACUCGAGGAGGAGGACCAGCUAAAAGUUCUUAGCAUUAUAGCAAAGGAACCGUUUAUUGACACAACCAGGGUUGGAGCCUUCGGACAGGUGUAUGGUGGAUACAUCACUAGUCGCCUGCUCAGCUCCGAAGCCUCUAUGCUGAAGUGUGGAGCUGUUCUCUCACCCAUCACUGAUUUCCAGCUUUACGCGUCUGCUUUUUCCGAGCGGUAUCUGGGCAUCUCAAAAACAGACAGACGAGCAUAUGAGAUGAGCAAUCUUGCACAUCGAGCUUCUCAGUUUGUUGAUAAGAAGUUUUUGAUCAUUCAUCCAACUGCAGAUGAAAAAGUACAUUUUCAGCACACGGCCAAAUUUAUCUCCAGGUUAAUCAGUGAGAAAGGAAACUACAGUCUACAGAUCUAUCCAGAUGAAGGUCACUUCCUCCACAGCGAGACAACAAGGCAGCACCUCAGCCAGUCCCUGAUCAACUUUUUCGAAGAGUGUUUCAGGCAACCUGAGAACAUUUUUGAAGAAGAUCUUGAGGAGGAAAGUGAAGACGAGGGUUAAUGCCCCCUUUUCACUCCACAACAUGUCCCAAGCACAAAGCCAGCUCCUUUUACCAGACAAUAUGCAACCUGUUCAUUUAAGUCUUUUAAUAUGUUUUUUUUUUUUUUUCAUUUUAACAUGGUGUACAGAAUGUUUUUUUUAAUUUUUUUAUUUUCUUUUGGGGACCGGACACAUUCUUCUCAGUGUCUACUGCUGCUCUGUUACCUAAAGAUGUCCAGGGUCAAUAAGGCAGAGAAGGUGGUCUCCAAUCUGUCCACAACUUGAGUGACGGGUUGUUCUGGUUAACUGACUGCUGGCAGCAGUAGCCAUCCACAAACCUUCCUGGCUUUUGACAUUCAGCAGGAUGAUUUUUCUUUUCUACAAAAUGUGUAGACCGAGUCUGAAGACUUGAAUGUGCCAAUGUGUAGAUAUUCACUGAUGGUUGAGCUGCUGCUGCUGCUGCUGCUGCUGAUGAUGAUGAUGAUGAUAAUGGAGUUUGUGAUUGUAAUAUGAAUGUUCUCAUGCUUGUGCCAUGUUACUCUGAUGUAAAAUAUCAAUAUCAAAUUAACAAAAUGUCAACUCGGGUAUCAAUUUUAAAAAGUUAUGUUUUUUAGUGUUCAAAUUUUCUUCCUGUUCAUUAGAGCCUGGAGUGUGUAUUUAAGUGAUGUGAAAUAUUAUACUUUUUUCCAACAAAGGGUGAGCAGAUGAUGUCAUUAUUCAUCAAAGUUGCACUACUUUUUUUUUCUUUCUUUUUUAUGUGACCAUGGUAACCCAGCAGUUCUAUCUCAGAUCCUUUCCUUCCCUCUGUGUCCAUCUUUGCUAGAUGUUGCUGACUAAAUGCUUUUCCUACAACUGCGGUUUAUAAAACAUUGUAUUCACUGUCUAAAUAUAUAAAUAUAUGUGUAUAUAUGGUAAA